Messenger RNA from Aureobasidium pullulans EXF-150, 984 nucleotides. RefSeq lists its product as uncharacterized. Gene Ontology annotation, biological process: regulation of DNA-templated transcription. Bases 1 to 984 code for a protein of 327 amino acids. Gene Ontology annotation, molecular function: DNA-binding transcription factor activity, RNA polymerase II-specific; RNA polymerase II cis-regulatory region sequence-specific DNA binding. Lineage: Eukaryota; Fungi; Ascomycota; Dothideomycetes; Dothideales; Saccotheciaceae. The transcript has 2 exons. Gene Ontology annotation, cellular component: nucleus. The record is from RefSeq and is a predicted model, not a curated record.
AUGCCUCUCCAGCCGAGCAUCCAGCAGUCGUUACCAACUCGCUUCCAACCACCUUCAUUCUCAUCACAAGGUUUCAACCCUCAGUUGCCUCCUUACCAUCAACAACAAAGCUUUGGUCAGCUUCCUCCCAUCACAACUCAGGAUCAAAGGCUGCCUCCACCACCCGUCAACGGAUACACGGCCAAUGGCCCUGUUAACAAGCGAUUGGCGCCCUCCGGACCCCACCCUUCCGAGUCUCCAGCCAAGAAGAAGCAGUCCAAAUGGAGCCCUGAAGAGGAUGCCGCCAUCAUUGAGCUCCGUGGUAACGGCAUGAAAUGGGAAGAUAUUUCCAAGCACUUGCCUGGUCGCAGUGCUAUCAGCUGCAGGCUGCGUUUCCAGAACUACCUCGAGCGACGUUCUGAGUGGGAUGACGAGAAGAAGAACAAGCUUGCUCGUCUUUACGAAAGGUUCAAGAAGGAUAUGUGGGAGAAGAUAGCCAAAGAAAUGGCCUUGCCAUGGCGAGCUGCCGAGGCAAUGCACUGGCAAAUCGGUGAAGUCGAAAUGGCCAGUCGCGCCAAUGUUCCUGUCUUCCAUCUCGCUGGCUCAGCCUCGCAAUCUCAGACAAAUGCCUCUAGAGCACAACAUUACUACUCGGCGUCAAGUUCAACAUCGGCAUCUGCUGGUCCUGGUGAACCCCGCAGUAACAGUACCUCGCCCACCUCGGCACACAGCCACUACCAGCUUCCUUACACUUUCGCCCAACAAACUCACAACCACACCCUGCCACAGAUGGUCCAACCACAACCUCUUUCUCCUGGAAGUGUAAGGUCUCGUAGGAACAGUGCAGCCUCGCUCAAUGGUGCAGAUAUCAGAAACCGUGCCGACAGUGCACGCGAUUCUGUUAUUCCGCAGCCACGAUCAACUCUUGAACCCAACCGACAGCAAAUUCACAAGCGCUACGUUUCUCCUUUUGCCGACAAAGCCUCGGACAGCGAAACGAACUGA